CCACCCGGAACACCCACAGGACCCGGGAGAGACACACUUCGGUGGAGCGCAACAAGUCGUCAUUACUGCCAUUCGCGCAACUGAACUCACUCUUGGUCUCCGACGGAUCCCUGCUGGCUUCCAUGUGGUAGUAAUGACUGGCGGUGUCGAAUUCCAAAGCAGCAACAAACCUGUACACGUAGACCAGGGUGUUGUCGAAUGGAACGAACGGAUGCUUCUCGUGUAUGCUUCAUUUGAACUGGAUCCGAUGCUUUGUCAUGGAGAGGUACUCCGCACAUUCGAGAUAUCCGUUGGAGAAUUACUGGAUCGCAGUGAAAAGUCACAUCCUAUAAUUUUACAGCCCAAGCAGGAGGAAGUUGUAUCCCCGUGCACUUCACUGUUUAUGACAGUGGAGCAACGACGUUCUGAUAAAAAUGACGCUACAACUCUUCGCCCACUUACUACCCUUACGUCCGACGACAUGCAUGCAUUAGUACUAAGGACGGACGCCGGACAUGGUCUUCUCGCACGAUACCGAAGGACACAGAACACUAGGGAUCUCGACGAAUCCAUAACGCACUUUGAACGUGCCUCUGAUCUCUGUGCCAUGGGUCACCCCUGCCGCCCUGCAGCACUGUUCAAUCUAGCUUCCGCGAAGUUUGUUAAUUGCCAAGUCAAUGGAACAUACCUCGACCUCGAUAUCUCCAUCUCUCUUUUUCAAGAUGCCUUUGACUUGCCUCCAUCUUGCUAUUGCUAUGCUGUCUCGUUUCGCGAAACGGGGAUUUCAAACGGAUGCUGAUGCAGCCGAAGAAUUACUGAGCAAAGUUCUCGAUGUUUGCCACGCCAACAG
Suillus clintonianus is the source of this 829-nucleotide messenger RNA. RefSeq lists its product as uncharacterized. NCBI's taxonomy places the organism in Eukaryota, Fungi, Basidiomycota, Agaricomycetes, Boletales, Suillaceae. The record is from RefSeq and is a predicted model, not a curated record. The transcript has 6 exons. The coding region runs from base 134 to 778 and encodes 214 amino acids.